GCUUAAUGGUUUCUAAUAUUACACUCUAAGCAAAGAAAAACUUGUUUAUUUAGCAAUGAUCAUGUUUGUAUUAUGAUUAAGUAAUUUUUUUGUCGUCAAUUGCAGGUCUGCUCCAACUAAAAGACCCUCUCAAAUUAAUUUCAAUACCAAAGUCUUCAAUCCAAGGUUCAAAGCCUGUAAUCUCUCAGAACUUGUGGCCACGCAAAGCAUCAAAGAACUCAUCUGACCCGUUGAUAAAGUUGGUGCAUGAACUGCAUAGAGAUUUGGAAUUGGUAUAUGUUGGCCAGGUUUGCCUCUCUUGGGAAAUCCUGUGUUGGCAACACAAGAAAGCUCUUGAGUUACAGCAAUAUGAUUCACAAGGGUCUCAUAGCCAUAGGUAUAAUCACGUUGCUGGUGAGUUUCAACUUUUUCAAGUACUAGUUCAAAGAUUCAUAGAGAAUGAACCAUUUCAAGGCCCUAGGCUACAGAACUACGUCAAGAACCGAUGCGUGAUUCGCAACUUGCUCCAUGUUCCAGGCAUUAAAGAAGAUGAUAAAGGGUAUGAGGAAGAGGAUGCUGCUAUUGCAAGUGGAAGGUUGACAGAGAUCAUCAAGGAAUCAAUGCGGGUGUUCUGGGAAUUUGUUCGAGCAGAUAAAGAUUACGGGAAUGUUAUCUUUAAAGCUUCUCAGCACCACAAAAUUGAUCUUAACGACCCUAUGAUUCCUGGUCUUAUGGUGGAGAUUAAAGCACAACUACAGAAAAAGGAGAGAAGGCUGAAGGACAUAGUGAGAACUGGGAAUUGCAUAGUGAAGAAGUUCCAAAAGCACCAUGAAGAUGAACUUGAUCAUGAGCAAUUGGUUGCUCAGGUGGGGUUGAGAUUGAUUUCAAGGGUGUUAAACAUGUCAAAAUUGAAAAAAGAACAGGUAAUAUGGUGUAAUGAAAAGUUACACAGAAUCAAGUUUUUGAGCAGGAAGAUUGUCCAGGUGGAACCUUCCUUCUUGCUUUUUCCAUGUUGACUCAAAUCAAUUUGUUCUGAAUUGUAGAGCAAGAAAAAAAUGGUAGAGGAAUAGAGAUAGGGAUACCUUUUCACAGAAAAUGCUAUCCUAGAUUACACAGAAAUUGGGACACACAUCACAAAAUUCUCACUGUAUAUAUUUAUAUAUGUAUACAUAAGCUUGUGCUUACACAACAUGGUCAUAUAAUAAAUGGCAAGCUUGGUUA
This is a messenger RNA of Vigna umbellata (rice bean), 1200 nucleotides long. The record is from RefSeq and is a predicted model, not a curated record. Lineage: Eukaryota; Viridiplantae; Streptophyta; Magnoliopsida; Fabales; Fabaceae.